Molecule: messenger RNA, 1119 nt
Organism: Myotis davidii
Lineage: Eukaryota; Metazoa; Chordata; Mammalia; Chiroptera; Vespertilionidae
Gene: INKA2
Product: family with sequence similarity 212 member B
Exons: 1
Coding region: 116-958 (280 amino acids)
Cellular component (GO): nucleus
Molecular function (GO): protein kinase binding; protein serine/threonine kinase inhibitor activity
Source: RefSeq, a predicted model, not a curated record
GGAAUGACAGUGGAGGUGUGUGUUGGGGGAGGGGGUCCAGGUUCAGGGCCAAUGAGAGGCAGCUCUCCCCCCAAGCCCACCACAGCUCACUGGUUGGCUCUCUCUGUCUCCGCAGAUGUCCAUGAAGGAGGUGGGCGACGGCCUGCAGGAUCAGAUGAACUGCAUGAUGGGGGCGCUGCAGGAACUGAAGCUCCUCCAGGUGCAGACAGCCCUGGAACAGCUGGACAUCUCUGGGGGGGCUCCUGCCCCAGGCCGCCCUGCAAGCCCCCGGACACAGCUGGAGCUCCCUCAGUGGGAGGGUGGCAGAGGUCCCGCCAGGCCUGCUGGCCCCUCCCCCUCCAGCCAAGCUUCUCAUGGGAGCAGCGCCAGGUGCCCGUCCCACAGGAGUGUGUGGGGUGGGGAGCCAGCACUCGGACCCAGGACCCAGCCGCCAGAGCUCCAAGGCUGUGCGGAGCAGAGGCCGGAGCUGGUGGAGCCGGAUGACUGGACCUCCACCUUGAUGUCCCGGGGCCGGAAUCGCCAGCCUCUGGUGAUGGGGGACAACGUGUUUGCGGACCUGGUGGGCAACUGGCUAGACUUGCCGGAACUGGAGAAGGGCGGGGAGAAGGGGGAGCCCAGGGAGGCGGGGGAGCCCCAGGGAGAGAGGGGCCAGCCCCGGGAGCUGGGCCGCAGGUUCGCCCUGACCGCCAACAUCUUCCGGAAAUUCCUGCGGAGCGUAAGGCCUGACCGCGACCGGCUGCUGAAGCAGAAGCCAGGCUGGGUGACCCCCUCGGCCUCAGAGCCCCGAGCCGGACGCUUGCAGAGAGUCAAGAAGCGGGGCCAUCCCAAGGGUCCGGGGCAUCUGCCCUUCCCGGUCACGGGGGAGCCCAGGCGAGGGGAGGGCACCUCCACGGGCUGCCCCAAGACCCUGGAAGCCGCGCCCUCCGGCUUUGACGUUAACACCGCUGUUUGGGUCUGAAUCCCGAUGGGGAAAGCGGACCGAACCCUGAACCCUGCGGGGCCCUGGGGAGGAGGCAGCGGCUGGCCUGGCUUUCAGAAGCCCAACUCCAGGUUCCUUUUCCCCAGAAAGGAGAGGAGGCCAGGUGGCCUGUGGUGGGAGAGGCAGAGACGGCUGGCUGG